CGUGAAGAAUCGCAUCAUAUUGUGAAAUACAUAAUAAGGGAAAAGGUUAAACGAAAAACCAAAAUCAUGGCGGUUCGCGUUCAAUUUGAAAAUAAUAAUGAAGUGGGAGUGUUCAGUAAAUUAACAAACACAUACUGCCUUGUCGCGAUUGGAGGUUCGGAGAAUUUUUACAGCGUGUUCGAAGCUGAAUUAGCGGAGACCAUCCCAGUGAUACAUGCGAGUGUUGGAGGCUGCCGAAUCAUCGGUAGAAUGACCGUAGGGAACAAGAACGGUCUCUUAGUUCCAUCUUCGACCACGGACACAGAAUUACAACACAUUAGAAACAGUCUGCCGGAGAACGUGAAAUUACAACGCGUGGAGGAACGGCUUAGUGCCCUCGGUAACGUCAUAGCCUGUAACGACUAUGUAGCACUUGUACAUCCUGACUUAGACAAAGACACAGAAGAAAUAUUAGCCGACACAUUAAACGUGGAAGUAUUCAGACAAACAAUAGCGGGAAACGUACUUGUUGGUUCUUACACUGCAUUGAGCAACCGAGGAGGGCUGGUACACCCGAAGACAAAUAUACAGGACCAGGAUGAACUCUCUUCGCUACUCCAAGUGCCCUUAGUUGCCGGAACAGUUAACAGAGGCAGUGAUGUCGUAGCUGCUGGAAUGGUGGUCAACGAUUGGUGUGCAUUCUGCGGACUGGACACAACGUCAACUGAGAUUUCUGUUAUUGAGAGUGUUUUCAAAUUAAAUGAUGCUAAACCGACUGCAAUCACAUCUACAAUGAGAGCAUCGCUCAUUGACAGUAUGUCAUAACAUUGAACUGUGAAAUAAAUCUUAUGUUUAAUAAAUAUUACAUUAUAAGUUCUGUGCUAUUGUUUUGGAUUACCAAAACUCAAUUUGAUUUACUUGUUUGUGAAUACUGAUAACACGAUUUUGUACUUCUGUUGGACAGAUUGCAUAAUGAGUACCAAUGAGUCAUUGACCUUGUUUAAAGAUAUUUAAAAUAAUAAAUAUUCAU
Messenger RNA from Bombyx mori (domestic silkworm), 1009 nucleotides. RefSeq names its product eukaryotic translation initiation factor 6 (gene eIF6). Lineage: Eukaryota; Metazoa; Arthropoda; Insecta; Lepidoptera; Bombycidae. Gene Ontology annotation, cellular component: nucleolus; cytosol; preribosome, large subunit precursor. Gene Ontology annotation, biological process: assembly of large subunit precursor of preribosome; maturation of 5.8S rRNA; maturation of LSU-rRNA. Gene Ontology annotation, molecular function: ribosomal large subunit binding. The record is from RefSeq and is marked provisional.